CCUGCAUGGGCAGGGACACCUUCCAUUAGAGCAGGUUGCUCCAAGCCCUGUCCAACCUGGCCUUGAGCACUGCCAGGGAUGGAAGUGUUUUCCCUCCCUGCGUUCAAGUUAGCAUCACUUCUGCAUCUGCUGAAGGGUCAGCUGAAGGAAUGCAGUCUGGGCGGUUAACAGUGUGACUGGAACUCCUGGUUUAGGAAUUCGCUUGUGUCUCUGUGCCUCCUGCCCUGGGCAUGCCCAUACCUGCCCAGUGCUGUAGGGUCAUCUCUAAGGGAGCCAGGGCUCCAUCACACACAACUGUUUCACAACAUAAGACUUACUGAAUUGCACAAAGUACUCUAAAAAGAGUGAGAAAACUGUGGGGAAAUAUCAAAAGUGAAGCAGAGGCUGAAGCUUUUUGUAGCAGCAAUUAUUUUAAGUGAACUGCCCGUAAAGGUUUUGCAGUUUUAGGCGUCAGGUUGCUUAUUUGGGGCAGACAAUAUUGUUAAUGUGUGAAACAUGCUAAAAAUUGACCAAUAAAAUCACCUGGAUAUUUCAAACAUAAAUAGUGUGUAUAAAAAUAGAUACAGAGCAGAUGGCCUGGCUCCCUGCACACCUUGCUGACCAGAAUACUCAAGCAACACAUACAGCCAAAAUCUUGCCAUCUCUGAAGCUGAUAUCUGCAAAGGCAAGGGUUAUCCUCAUGCUACUCUUUAUCUUUUAGGCACUAACACUCCUGCAUACGUUGAUUAGUGUAUUCUAGAGGGAUAAUGCACCUUGGGCUUGUUUGAACUUGUUACUACCUAAGCAAAGCAAAUCAUCUGGUUUAGAGCUCAGGUUCUCAGGAGUCGGUUAGAUUAAAAAGGCUGUGAGCUGAAAUCUGAUGUACAGUGGAAAAAGCCCAAAACACAGAGGGUUGGGUUUGCAGCCAGCUCACAGCACUGCUUGUAGCUGAUAAACAUGCAGCAGAGACUGCCUCUCAUUCUCAUUUUUACCUUGGACGCUAAGAUCAACCACCACCAUCCUGCGGAUUAAGCAGGAUGUAAGGCUUUUCAUGCCUCCUUGUAUGGUUCAACAGAUGUGAAAGGGAAUUAUCACUUCAACAUGAUAUCAAGACUCUCUCUUUUUUUUUUCCUAGCUGAUGGCAGAUUACUAAGCCUGAAUUCUUGUUUAAUUUUAGUGUGUUAAUUGAUGGGAUAAUGAGCAUUGAUUAUAUGUGUUUUGGCUACGUCAUUGCAAUUACAGGCUCUGUUUUAUUCAUGAGCCAGUCCUAAAGAAUGCACUAGAGAUCUAAGACAGCUUAAACCUCUCAGAAAAAGGCUCUGAAUUGUUUGAGUAAUGACACUCUUAGAUGGAAAAUUAAAGGUUCUCUUUUCCCAUGCUUUUUAAGAUAAUUAAAAUCCAGGAACAGUAAGGUGGUGAACAUCCUUAUUCAUUAGUCUUCAGUAAUUUAGCUUCUACUAACUGAGGAAAACAUUUUAAUUCUCCAGGCCAUCUGUUGCAGUCUCCUUUGCAUGUCCUGUUACAUAAAGUCUCAUCCUGGGUAGUUUUAGCGUCAGCAUUGUAUUCUUUCACCAGGAAUGAUGAGCUGGGUGAGGCAGUUGAAGUCACUACCUAUUAACAGACCACCCUGGGAUUAGAAGGGCUGCUUGGUCUUUUAGAUUCAAGUUAUCCCAUCUAGACACCUCUGGGUUUCCGUGCAUGGAGAUAGGCAGUGAGACAAGAUGUGUGUUUUCUAAAAGCAAUAUCCCUGCCAACAAAUAACAAAGUUCAUCAGAGCUCUUCCAGUUCCUCAACAUGCGACUGCUCUGCCAUAUGGCUCUGUGCUGCUUUUGGAAGCAGGUAGUAACCACUCACACAGAAACCAAAGCAGAGGCUCUGUGCUGGAUGCUGCUUUGCAAGAGGUUCAGAGGAAGAACAGAUCUCUUUGCUCUGCAUUGGGGAAUAAAUAUUAGAGCAGGAGCGUGCUCACCUGGGAUAAAUGCUGGGUCAGGAAAUGGGAUUUCUGACUAUCUAUUGGAACAACUCACUUUAUAGCUUUGGGCAAGUUACAUUAGCCCACGCUAGAAACAUUUCCCACUGAAAUGAUAAUGUGUAUAGCUCAAUGGAUUCAGAUUCUUAAGUUAUUCCCGAUGCAGUUACAUCCCUACAGAUCUAAGAGGAUUCAGGUUCCAUUAAUUUGGCUUGUUUCUGUCAAAUUCUCACAUCAAAUCAAAGCCAUGCUACUUGUCAGCAGGGGCUGCUUUAGACCCAUGUGUUUAACCAGCUCCAUGAUCACCAGGUUGUGUUUCCAUUAUUGAUAAGGCAGGGCUGCAAGCUUCCACAAGGUAGAGCUUGAAUUCACCUGCUUGCUAUUACUCAAGUUGCUUAGAGAUCACAAACACCCUGGCCUCAAGAUGUGUGGCUGCAGAGCCAGCGUCUCCAACACAAAGCAGUGCUUGGACAAUAACCCAGCUCCUGCAUCUACCAAAAAGAGCCCUUUGGCUGCAGCAGAUAUGUCCAAGUGCAUACCCAUAGCCAAGCAGCUGGCAUCAAUAAAAGCUCUAGGAAAAGGCUCAGACCUUGAGAAAGCUUUCGCUACACUGGCUUUGGUGUAUAACAACUCUGCUGAUCCGGAGGGCAAGCUCAGCAAAGGUGAAACAAAAAGCUUGCUGCAAACCCAGUUUGGGGGUUUCAUACAGGGCCAAGAAAACAAACCAAAAUACCAGGAAAUCAUUUCUGCCCUGGAUGAGGAGCCAGAGAACAAAAUUGAUUUUGAAGACUUCAUGAUCUUGUUAGUCAGCCUCACUCUAAUGUCUGACCUGCUGCAGCAGAUCAGAAACAUGAAAACCACAAAAUGAGCAGUGCUUUAGGAGAAGAAAGGGCUUGUUGCUUCAUAAGGAAAGCAGGCAUGAAGCACAAGCAGAGAUAACACUGAGCGCCUGGAUACUCUGUGCUGAUCCCUUUAUACGGAAUAAAGUCUUGUCCAAACCUGGCUGAUCUCACUCCUCUAUACAAAUGAUCCAUGGAGUGAAAUGCUGGUGCUAAGGGCUUCAUGUACAUGCUCUGGGAUGGCGUGCUGACUGGAUCUCAGUGGGUCCUGAGGCCCCAACACCAGUUACCAUCAGGGUGUCGCCCCUAGCCCAGCUUAAUGCUGGGGAAAGGCAGCCUGUGCUCUCCCAGACCUCUCCAUCUCCCACCCCAUUGUGGGGAGAUGAUGGGGGGAAACUGCCUCAAAAACAUGCAGCUCCAUCUCUCUUCAGGACACAGCAUUCACGUCAUGGCCAGUCAGCUUCCCAGGACUUUGUAACCCC
Pezoporus flaviventris is the source of this 3269-nucleotide messenger RNA. It is a transcript of the gene SNTN, whose product is annotated as sentan, cilia apical structure protein. The transcript has 4 exons. Gene Ontology annotation, molecular function: transition metal ion binding. The record is from RefSeq and is a predicted model, not a curated record. The coding region runs from base 2373 to 2816 and encodes 147 amino acids. Lineage: Eukaryota; Metazoa; Chordata; Aves; Psittaciformes; Psittacidae.